Molecule: messenger RNA, 3018 nt
Organism: Andrographis paniculata
Lineage: Eukaryota; Viridiplantae; Streptophyta; Magnoliopsida; Lamiales; Acanthaceae
Product: pentatricopeptide repeat-containing protein At3g22470, mitochondrial-like
Exons: 6
Coding region: 1120-3018 (632 amino acids)
Molecular function (GO): protein binding
Source: RefSeq, a predicted model, not a curated record
ACCAUAACAUUUCGUUUGAUUCUCUCCUCGUCUUGUGUGCUUUAGCUGAUUAGUUGCUUGUAAUGGUGCAGCUAGGGUUUUGCUCGGGACUGGUGGAAGGCUCGGUUGAAUGCUUCUUCAUUCGCAGGCAGAAAGGCAUGGAGCUAUGGAGUGAGGUAUGUAUGCUAGAUUCAAUGCGGUACAUAAGUGCAGCAUAUCAUCUAAUUUCACUGGUAAAUCUGCCUACUUUUGGUUGAAUUCUUCGGACUUGUUUGCUUGUCAUUGAUCAGCUAUUUGUAGAUUGUUACAUGUCCUGCACAACUAAUAUUGUAUUCUCUAUACUACUCUUGGGUUUACUUCGAAGAGGAGAAGAUAUUUAUCGCUAGGUUAUUGGAGGAAUUAUGUUUUCUUCCCCCAAUCUGGUGAGGAAGCAGCUUCAUGUUGUAUAAGUUCUGAAAUGAUAUCGAACUCGAGAGAGACACACACACCAUGAAGGAGAUAUUGGAAGGAAGGUACUAUUAUAGGUUGAUAAUCUCCAAACUGAAAUACUUGUUUGAUUUCCCUGAUAAUUGUGUUGUCGUGCUCUCUGACACUGAUUGUUCAAUGUGCUCAUUGGCGCCUGAUAUGAGAUGCCGAUUACCAAGGCACAUUAGCAAGCCGUACUCCUAUUCCAAGGGAAUUUGCAGAAUCCUUAUGAAUGGUGGAGCAAAUGUCUGCAUGACAACUAAUCAUUCGUAUAAUUUUAACAAUAACAUACCCGUAUUCUGAAGGAGAGUCAUGGACUCGCAGACAUCGGAUGCAAAUAACAAUUUGAUAGUUAGAUGGUGUUUUGGCGUUCAACCAUUGCAGACUCAAUUUCCCGAGUGAGCUGCCGUGUUGACGACAUGAGCUUAAAAUAAAUGAUUGCCUCCCGAUUCAUUUCAAAACAUUAACUGGUAAGAAUCGUGCAAUUUCUCCUUUUAAUUGCAGCAAACUCUCCGGCACUGAAAAAUCUACUCGGGAUUGACUCAUUCUCCCUCUAUCCAAUGUUCUUACCAUGUUCAGUUGUUUUAAGGACUCUUUUUAACAUUUGUGGAUCUGGAUGCCAAAAUCCACAAGGAGAUGAUGAUUGUGUGACGUCUCUGCCGACAUGAACCAAUAAUGCCUUCUCCUCCGGUAAUGCUGCUCCAUCCGCCAACGGAGGUGCUGUGCAAUUUCUGGAGUGCUCCAGCCAUGGUUUCAAGGACGUUAGGAAAGCAUUCUCCUUCUGCUGCAUCUCUUAUCGCCGGUAAUUCAGAUGGAGGAAAGCUUGCAACGAUGUUCAUAAACCCACGCGAUUCCGACCUAUCGAAACCUACCGCUCAAAUCCGAGGUCGGCCAGGAAGGCUCCGGAGGAGAGAGUCAGAAAUCAACGCAAAUGACGCUCUGGAAAAGUUCGACGAAAUGCUCCGGAUGCAAAACCUACCGCCGAUUUCGUCGUUCAAUUCGCUUUUAGGCGCGGUUGCGAAGUCCAAAAGGUACGGUGAUUUGAUUACAAUGUUCAAUCGUAUGGCGGAGGCUGAUCUCCCAACCGACUACAUCGGAAUGAACAUUUUGCUUAAUUGCUAUAGCGAAUUGAAGAAGGUCGGUUUAGGUUUCGCAGUUAUGGGUAAAAUAUUGAAGAGAGGUUAUGAGCCUAACAUUGUUACAUUCACUGCAUUGAUAAAGGGGCUGUGUUUGGAGGAUAAAAUAGGCGAAGCUGUGGCAUUGUUGAGGAAGGUAACUCGAAUGGGGUUUAAUCCUACUGUUAAAACUUGGGGGACUUUGAUCAAUGGAUUAUGUAGAAGUGGCAAUGCUGAGGUAGCUCUGAGGUUGCAUAAGGAAAUGAAGAAUAGGAAGAUAGCCUCUUGUUUGAGAUUCAACCCUAGUUUGAUUUACUAUUCAUGUCUUAUAGAUGGUGUUUGUAAGGAAGGGUUGAUUGAACAGGGGAAAGAGCUGUUUGCAGAGAUGGAGGGGAAGGGUAUAUCGGCGGAUGUUGUAGCAUACGCUGCGUUGAUCCAUGGAUUAUGUCGGAAAGGGGAGUUGGAGCAGGGGAAGGAGCUGUUUAUUCGGAUGGUGGAUCGAGGGAUUCGUCCGAACGUUGUGACGUUUAAUAUAUUGAUGGAUGCGCUCGGGAAAGACGGGAGAACCGACGAGGCGGUUGGGCUGUUGGAGCUGAUGAUUUGUCGGGGGGAGAACCCCGAUUCGAUUUCAUUCAACACUUUGAUCGACGGGUACUGUUUGGAGGGAAGAAUCGAUGAUGCAAGAGAGCUGUUUCUUUCGAUGGCGGCUAAGGGUUACGAACGGGAUGUCGAAACGUACAACGUGUUGAUUAAUGGGUAUUGCAAGUGUAAAGAAUUAGGAAAAGCUACCGAUUUCUUUAAAGAAAUGCUCGAGAAGGGUUACGAGCCGACGGUCGUUACGUUCAACACUCUGUUGAAUGGUUUAUUUCAAAGAGGUAAAGUUAAGGACGCGGAAGAUCUCUACGCUAAGAUGAAAGAUCACGACGUUUCGCCAGAUUCUGCUACAUACAGUAUAUUAUUUGAUGGUUUCAGCAAGAACAAUUGCCUCGAUGAGGCCAUGGAAUUGUUCAAAAAUCUCGAGGAGUCUGGCUACAAAAUGAAUAAUUUACAUUGCAACUGUUUACUCAAUGGAUUGUGCAAAGCAGGAAAGCUCGACUUGGCCUGUGAUCUGUUCAGAAAAUUUCCAGAAAUGGGAUUGGCGCCGGAUGGCUAUACCUAUUCCAUUAUGAUCGGUGGGUUUUGCAAGGAGGGGCAGCCGGAGAAGGCGACCGAUCUGUUUCUUGAAAUGGAAGCGAAAGGCUGUGCUCCCGAUGUCGUCAUCUUCAACACUCUUAUGCGAGGAUUCUGCAAUAAUAAUGAUGCAGGUAAAGUGGUUAAACUUCUCGAUGAAAUGGCGAAGAGGAAUUUCUUACCUGAUGCGUAUACAGCAAGUAUAGUGGUGGACUUACUGUCGAAAGAUGAAAGCUAUUCGAAAUAUCUUGACUUGAUCCCUAGUUUUGCCAACCGGGCUAAGAAAUAG